This is a messenger RNA of Linum trigynum, 432 nucleotides long. Lineage: Eukaryota; Viridiplantae; Streptophyta; Magnoliopsida; Malpighiales; Linaceae. The record is from the annotation of a GenBank genome assembly.
AUGGAUGAUGUUAAUGCUUCAACGACAACAGUGACAAAUGAAGAGAAUACCAAUGUUUUUAAGAGAAAAUCUAGUGAUGUAGGUUGGGAAUAUGGGAGAUUGGUGGAUCCUAACAACAAGGAUAAGGUGCGGUGCAAUUUUUGUGGCCAUGAAAGUACUGGAGGAAUAUUUCGUUUCAAGCAACACAUUGCUCAAAAUGCAAGUACUGUGCUUAAAUGCGCCAAGGCCACACAAGAAGCUAAAGAAUCAUGCUUGAAAGCUAUGGAGAAAAAUGCAAAAAAGAAGGAAGAUAAGGCUGCCCGUGAACGACAAUUAAGAGAUGAUAUGAUUGUUUCCUUUGGACAACAAGAUGAAGAAAUGACUUGUGUGGGUAGCUCAGAACCUCAUAAGUUAGGGCCUAUGGAUAAGUGGGCACUGGGCACAUCCUAUUGA